AUGCCUUCCUCGUCACCUAAAGUCCUUCUGGCACUCUCCGUCUUGACAAUUCUACUGUCUUUGGUCACUGAUGUCACCGCGUCGCUUUUCACUUCGCACAAGAGAUCUCCAAAGGUCCUGGGCUUCGACUUCAAGAAAGAAGUCACUCGCAAUUCGCCACUUCCCAAACGCCUACGCAAGCGUCAAAAGACAGUAACAGCGAACAUCGACAAUGAGGAGAUCGCGUACCUCAUUAACAUGACCGUCGGCACACCGGGCCAACCUUUCAGCGUACAACUCGAUACGGGUAGCAGUGACAUAUGGAUACCAUCGGUCGAAUCCGACGCUUGUCAAGAAAAUGAGCAAGCCUGCCAACAGCUUGGUCAAUACGACUCAACGCGCUCAACGAGCUAUGUCGAUGUUGGCCAAGGUGCGUUUCAGAUCCAGUACCAAGACAACAGCGCAGUCACUGGUGAUUAUAUCAAUGAGACUUUGGCAAUAGGGAAUACUGUGAUCAAGGAUAUGACCAUGGGGCUUGCCAUGCAGGCCACUAGGCCAUUUGGCAUCAUGGGUAUUGGCUAUGAUGCCGACGAGUCGAUCUCAGCCAUGAGCCCAACAGACGUCUACCCGAACAUCGUGGCCCAGAUGAAGGCUCAAGGGUUCAUCAGCACUUUGGCCUACAGUCUGUGGCUCAAUGAUCUUAACUCCUUGACUGGAUCAAUCCUGUUCGGAGGCGUUGACACUGCCAAAUACCACGGCAACCUAAUCGUACUUCCCGUGCAAGCAACCAACGGCUCAUACACGGACUUCACGGUGGCUUUGUCGUCUGUAUCUGUGUUGGAUUGUUCAGGGGCGGUCCAGUUCUCCCAGACCAAUUUGGAUCUGCCGGUUAUCUUGGACAGCGGGACUACUGACGCGUAUCUUCCUGAUAGCGUCGUCAACCCGAUUCUCGGUGGUGUCGGUGUCAUAAAUGACCAAGAUUAUGGCACCAUUGUGCCUUGCGACAUAGCAAAUUCGCCAGCAACCUUAAGCUUUGGCUUUGGUGGGAAUAAUGGCCUGACGAUCUCAGUCGGUCUUGGUGAAUUUGUUACACCGAUUUUCAACGAAGAUGGUGUGCAACCUACAUUCAGAGAUGGGGCAGGGACCAUCUGCUCAUGGGGGUUGAUGUCAUCCGGCACGGGGCCCAUACUUUUUGGGGAUGCUUUCCUUCGGUCAGCGUAUGUGGUCUAUGACUUGACCAACAAUCAGAUCGGAAUGGCCCAGACCAAUUUCAACACUACGGAUACCAACGUUGUAGAGAUUUCCGGAAGCUCCAUUCCUGGCGCGUCCAUAACCGCCUCAGCCGUCACGGCGAGUCAAACCUUUAGCGGCAUUCCUCAAGAGACCGACGCGCAAACCAAGACAGGAAGCACGCAAGCUACCGCUGCGCAUGGCUCGCCGACAUUCAAUCUCUGUGUCUCGGGGACCGGAAAAGCGAACGCGGCUCAAGGGAAGAAGGGAGCCGCCUUUGCCGUUGGACCACCAAGGAUUGAGGUGACGACCGUCGUUACAGGCUUCCCGCCGCCACCGCCCCCCCCCCAUCGCCGACUCCCCGCGCGCGUCCCCGCGCCCCUCGUCGACGACGGCACCAUCCUCAACUUCGCCCCGACCCUCGCGUUCCCGCAGCGCGCCCUCUACGCCGGCGCCCUGGCCCGCUUCACCGGGGCCGACUUCGCGGGCCGCCGGGUUCGCGGAUCCCCACGUCGCCGUGUUGGGUUCGGCGCUGCGGGCGGCCGGGGUGGAGGCGACGGGGGGGGUUGGAGUACGGGGUUCCCGUACGCGGACGUGGGGUCGUUUGUCGGUCUCGCGGGCGUGGUUGAGGGGGUGGGCGUUUCGGCAUACCUCGGCGCUCUGUCGUCGAUCGAGGAUCCGGAUUACCGGACCGCGUUCGCCUCGAUGCUGGGGGUCGAGGCCCGCCAGUCUUGGUACGUCCGAGCGGGGCUUGGGGAGGCGCCGUUUCCCAAUGCUUUCGAUACCCCUCUCGACUUUGAUGUCAGAGCUGGUCUAUCCUCUGUCACCUUUUCCGGUGCAUUCAGCAAUGCGGAGCAGCUUGGAGUCACCCAAGACACGACCGUCUACGCCGUCUUCAUCUCCGGCCUCCUAAAGGUUCGGACUCUCUCCGAAAGCGAAGUCUCGCGGACCUGGCAGUGGCUGACCACCGCUCAGCUGCCCGUCCUCGUACGGAUAGCGAAUAAUGACAGCGACUAUGUGGUCGAUGAAAUCCCAGUUGGCGUCUCAGGCCAGGUAUAUGUCGUGUUAUCAGAUUCCUGCGUCGAUCCCUCGGACGAGAACAUUGUUGCAGGCCCCGCGAUCCUGGAGGCGAGUGUUGUCUCCGUGCACUGA
Letharia lupina is the source of this 2361-nucleotide messenger RNA. RefSeq lists its product as uncharacterized. Gene Ontology annotation, molecular function: aspartic-type endopeptidase activity. The record is from RefSeq and is a predicted model, not a curated record. The transcript has 7 exons. Gene Ontology annotation, biological process: proteolysis. Bases 1 to 2361 code for a protein of 786 amino acids. NCBI's taxonomy places the organism in Eukaryota, Fungi, Ascomycota, Lecanoromycetes, Lecanorales, Parmeliaceae.